Messenger RNA from Loxodonta africana (African savanna elephant), 5330 nucleotides. RefSeq names its product syntaxin binding protein 5 (gene STXBP5). Gene Ontology annotation, molecular function: syntaxin binding; myosin II binding; GTPase activator activity. Gene Ontology annotation, biological process: regulation of exocytosis; regulation of protein secretion. The transcript is spliced from 28 exons. Gene Ontology annotation, cellular component: SNARE complex; cytoplasm; plasma membrane. The record is from RefSeq and is a predicted model, not a curated record. Lineage: Eukaryota; Metazoa; Chordata; Mammalia; Proboscidea; Elephantidae. The coding region runs from base 270 to 3719 and encodes 1149 amino acids.
GCUCGGGCAGCGCGACGGGCGGGCGGCGGUCUCGGAGGAAGAGGGGUCGCCGCCCGGGGCUCUCGCGGCCGCGGUUCUCUAGUCGUCGCAGCAUUUCCUGUUUGGAUUGUAUCUAGCUUCUCCCCAGCUGCCUCCUUGCCCUCCCACUCCCACCCGCUCACACUCCUCCGUUUCCUCGGUCGACGCUGUCCUCGGCCCCGGCUCGGUGCUCCCGCCCGGGGACGCCGCUUGCCUCCCCUCCCGGGGUGCGGGGGAGCCCCGCCGAGACCAUGAGGAAAUUCAACAUCAGGAAGGUGCUGGACGGCCUGACCGCCGGCUCGUCCUCGGCCUCGCAGCAGCAGCAGCAACACCCGUCGGGGAGCCGAGAGCCCGAGAUUCAGGAGACCCUCCAGUCCGAGCACUUCCAGCUCUGCAAGACUGUUCGUCAUGGAUUUCCCUAUCAACCUUCAGCCCUGGCCUUUGAUCCUGUACAGAAGAUCCUGGCAGUGGGAACUCAGACUGGUGCUUUAAGGCUCUUUGGCCGUCCAGGAGUAGAGUGUUAUUGCCAGCAUGACAGUGGAGCUGCAGUAAUCCAGCUUCAGUUCCUGAUUAAUGAGGGAGCUCUUGUGAGUGCCUUGGCUGAUGACACCUUGCACUUAUGGAAUUUACGUCAAAAGAGACCUGCCAUACUACAUUCACUUAAAUUCUGCAGAGAAAGGGUAACAUUUUGCCAUCUGCCUUUCCAGAGUAAGUGGCUCUACGUGGGCACUGAACGAGGUAAUAUACACAUUGUCAAUGUGGAGUCCUUCGCACUCUCAGGCUACGUCAUUAUGUGGAAUAAAGCCAUUGAACUGUCAUCUAAAUCUCACCCAGGACCUGUUGUCCACAUAAGUGAUAAUCCAAUGGAUGAGGGAAAGCUUUUAAUUGGCUUUGAAUCUGGAACAGUAGUUUUAUGGGACCUCAAAUCAAAGAAGGCUGACUACAGAUACACAUAUGAUGAGGCUAUCCACUCUGUUGCGUGGCAUCAUGAAGGGAAGCAGUUUAUUUGCAGUCAUUCAGAUGGCACCUUGACUAUAUGGAAUGUGCGGUCGCCUACCAAGCCUGUGCAGACAAUCACUCCACAUGGAAAACAGUUAAAGGAUGGGAAGAAGCCAGAACCAUGCAAACCUAUCCUCAAGGUGGAAUUCAAAACGACUAGAUCUGGGGAACCUUUUAUUAUAUUAUCAGGAGGUUUGUCGUAUGAUACUGUAGGACGAAGACCUUGCUUAACAGUUAUGCAUGGGAAAAGUACUGCUGUGCUAGAAAUGGACUACUCAAUUGUUGAUUUUCUAACGCUGUGUGAAACACCAUACCCAAAUGAUUUUCAAGAACCGUAUGCUGUGGUGGUUCUUCUAGAAAAGGAUUUAGUACUUAUAGACCUUGCACAAAGUGGAUAUCCUAUAUUUGAAAAUCCCUAUCCUUUGAGUAUACAUGAAUCCCCUGUUACAUGUUGUGAGUAUUUUGCUGAUUGUCCUGUGGACCUUAUUCCCGCACUUUAUUCUGUUGGAGCUAGACAGAAACGUCAAGGUUACAGCAAAAAGGAAUGGCCUAUCAAUGGAGGUAAUUGGGGAUUGGGUGCUCAAAGUUAUCCAGAAAUAAUUAUUACUGGGCAUGCUGAUGGGUCAGUUAAGUUCUGGGAUGCUUCUGCAAUAACUCUACAAGUAUUAUAUAAACUAAAGACAUCUAAAGUAUUUGAAAAAUCGAGAAAUAAAGAGGACAGGCCGAACACAGACAUUGUUGAUGAAGAUCCGUAUGCCAUUCAGAUCAUCUCCUGGUGUCCAGAAAGUAGAAUGCUGUGCGUAGCUGGAGUUUCAGCCCAUGUCCUUAUUUAUAGAUUCAGCAAACAGGAAGUAAUUACAGAAGUCAUUCCGAUGCUUGAAGUUCGAUUGUUAUAUGAGAUAAAUGAUAUAGAAUCUCCAGAGGGUGAACAGCCACCGCCUUUGCCAACACCAGUGGGAGGUGCCAAUCCUCAGCCCAUUCCUCAGUCUCAUCCAUCUACCAGUAGCAGUUCGUCUGAUGGGCUUCGUGACAAUGUCCCUUGUUUAAAAGUCAAAAAUUCACCACUUAAACAGUCUCCAGGUUAUCAGACAGAACUCGUUAUUCAGUUGGUGUGGGUAGGUGGAGAACCACCACAACAAAUAACCAGCUUGGCUGUCAAUUCUUCCUAUGGAUUGGUAGUUUUUGGCAAUUGUAACGGCAUUGCGAUGGUUGACUACCUCCAGAAAGCAGUACUCCUCAACUUAGGCACUAUCGAAUUAUAUGGCUCUAAUGAUCCUUACCGGAGAGAACCCCGAUCUCCUCGUAAAUCUCGACAACCUUCAGGAGCAGGCCUGUGCGAUAUCAGUGAAGGUACUGUAGUCCCAGAGGAUCGCUGCAAAUCUCCAACUUCUGGUUCUUCAUCACCACACAAUUCAGAUGAUGAACAAAAAGUGAAUAAUUUUAUAGAAAAGGUGAAGACCAAAAGCAGAAAGUUUUCCAAGAUGGUAGCCAGUGAUAUAGCAAAGAUGUCAAGGAAGUUAAGCUUGCCUACUGACCUAAAGCCUGACUUAGAUGUAAAAGACAAUUCCUUCAGCCGAUCACGGAGUUCAAGUGUAACCAGCAUUGAUAAAGAAUCCCGAGAAGCAAUCUCUGCCCUUCAUUUCUGUGAAACUUUUACUCGAAAGACAGAUUUAUCCCCUUCACCAUGUUUAUGGGUUGGUACUACAUUAGGGACGGUGCUUGUCAUUGCACUGAACCUUCCCCCUGGAGGAGAGCAGCGGCUUCUUCAGCCAGUUAUUGUGUCGCCAAGUGGUACUAUAUUGAGGUUAAAAGGUGCAAUCCUGAGAAUGGCAUUCCUGGAUACCACAGGCUGCCUAGUACCACCUGCAUAUGAACCCUGGAGAGAACACAAUGUUCCUGAAGAAAAGGAUGAAAAGGAGAAGUUGAAAAAACGGCGGCCUGUCUCAGUAUCCCCCUCCUCUUCUCAGGAAAUUAGUGAAAACCAGUAUGCAGUGAUAUGUUCUGAAAAGCAAGCAAAAGUAAUCUCACUGCCAACCCAGAACUGUGUUUAUAAGCAAAACAUUACAGAGACCUCAUUUGUACUUCGUGGAGAUAUUGUGGCAUUGAGUAACAGUAUCUGCCUUGCGUGUUUCUGUGCCAACGGACAUAUUAUGACUUUUAGUUUGCCAAGUUUAAGGCCUCUAUUGGAUGUGUAUUACUUGCCACUUACCAAUAUGCGGAUAGCCAGAACGUUCUGCUUCACCAACAAUGGACAAGCACUGUAUCUUGUUUCACCAACAGAAAUCCAGAGACUGACUUACAGUCAAGAGACCUGUGAAAAUCUUCAGGAAAUGUUGGGUGAACUCUUCACUCCUGUAGAAACACCUGAAGCACCAAACAGGGGAUUCUUUAAAGGCCUAUUUGGAGGUGGUGCACAGUCUCUAGAUAGAGAAGAACUAUUUGGCGAAUCAUCCUCAGGCAAGGCUUCAAGGAGUCUUGCGCAACAUAUACCUGGUCCUGGCAGCAUUGAAGGCGUGAAAGGGGCAGCAUCUGGAGUUGUUGGUGAAUUAGCUCGAGCCAGGUUGGCGCUAGAUGAAAGGGGUCAGAAACUUAGUGACCUGGAAGAAAGAACUGCAGCUAUGUUAUCAAGUGCAGAUUCAUUUUCUAAACAUGCACAUGAGAUGAUGUUGAAAUACAAAGAUAAGAAGUGGUACCAGUUCUGACAACCAGAAUCCGACUAAGUCCAACUUCAGCCAAAAGGAAAAGGAGUUUUCCUUUUUUUAUUUUACUGAUUUAUUUAGGAAAGUUAACAUUAAAGGGAUGUUCAUUGCUGGAUACUGUUCUUUCCUAGCACAAUCAUGCACUGUUUUUACCUCAGUCAUAUGGCUUUAACUGAGGAGUGUUCACACACACCAAAAUGGAGUAUGUGGUGUGUGCCAGCUUUGAGUUGACAGCUUGGGAAUGAAGGAGGUCACACGUUACAGAUGAAGAGACAAAGGGGGAUGUUGAGGACAUGGCAGGGACUGUUCCUGGAUGAUUCCUGUAUUAGACUUUCAUAUGCCAAAAGAGUCUGUGCCGUUGUAUCAGCCAUCAAUGUUUGACCUCUUCGUGGGAGAGGCAAUAAGUCAGAAGUCCUAAAGCUGAAAUAGUUCUAUUUGUGUCAUUGAACUGGAUUCUAAACAGCUGUCAUGGACUUUCCCUCCCUUGAACUGACUGGUCGUCAGUAUCAUUAGUGAAAAAGAAACAAACUGUUACCAUAUCUUUAGACAGAUAAGCUGAAUGGUGGGCUUUAAAUAAUAAAAACAUACACAUAGUUGACUUGUGUAUGGGCUACUCUUGGAUUCUUGUUAUUGUAUACUUGUGUUUAGUCCAUAUUUUGUCAAAAGCAAAACAAGGUGAUAAAUCACUUUUCAUUGAAAAGAAAAGUGUAGAGCAUGACUGAACUGCUCAUGAUUCUGGGAGUUUCCAUGUAGUGGCUCUGCAGUGUGGGAAGUGAGAAAAACCUCCAUUGUGGUGAGGAGAGUACUUCAGUGUCCCUUGUCCUUGUUCUCAUUAAUUCAGCUAAAGGUGGAUUUGACCAAAAUAGUUUCUGGUUAAAUUUGUAGAAAUGUUGAAAUUGGCUAAGUUUUUCAUUUAUGCUUGAAUUUUUAUAAAAUGUUUAACCAAAUGUACCUUUGCAUUAUUUAAUUAAAAUUGCUAAAAAAAAAAGUUUCAUUAUUUCAGUAAAAUGCUCAGCUCCCUUUUUCAAAUGCCCUUUAUUUGCUAACAGUUCCAGUACACUCAGGUGAUGAGCCAGUUAAAUCUUAGUGCACAUGCUGUCGCAUGGAAAAUGACAAGCAUCUGUUGUCAAUAAUUAUCUAUAUAAGAGUCUAGUCUGAUGACCUACAAAAUAUUUUCUGUAGAAAUAUACUAUAAGUCUGUAUAUGUCCUUUCAAGAUUUUAAAAAGCCAAAAGAAAAGGAAAAUACAUACACUUUGGUAACAAAAUUAUUUCUGUAUUGGAGUAUAAUGCACAUUGAGGCCCGCACUGGACAAUGACUGGUUCCCAGGAUACCAUCGUAGACAGGGAAGAAUCCACCUGGUAGGUCUGGAAGUAAGCAAUUUCAGUUAAUACGGGCUAAUCUGAUAUUAUUUUAUUGUUAAAGCUGCAAAAGAGGAGCAAAAUAGAAGCAUUCAAAUUGACGUUAAUGAAAUUUAAAUAUUUUCUUCUAUAAAAAAUUGUUUAUAAUCAUUUUCUUUUUCAUUAAGAGAUAAUCAGAGCACAAAUUAAUAGCAAACGUGAUCGUUGUUUUUCUAUUCCAUAUGAUCAUUAAAGUUAUAUGCAGAACACCUUAA